AUGAUUACUCGGUAUCUGUUCGAAGAUGAACGACAGUAUAGCCCUGGUGUAUUGACAGAUUUGCGCUCUGCAUUGGUCAACAACACCAUCUUUGCAAGCUUGGCAGUGAAAUACGAUUUCCACAAGCACUUCGUUUCUAUGUGUCCCGGUCUUCACCACAUGAUUGAGAAGUUUGUCAAGUUAUGCACUGAAAGAAACUUCUUUGAUGCCAACUUCAACUCAGAGAUGUACAUGGUGACGACCGAAGAGGAGAUCGAUGAGGGGCAAGAAGAGGACAUUGAAGUGCCGAAAGCGAUGAGUGAUAUAUUCGAAAGUGUCGCUGGAGCAGUUUACCUAGACGCGAAUCGUGACCUAGAUGUUGUUUGGCGAGUAUUUUAUAAUUUGAUGAGACAAACAAUCGAAGAAUGCUGCGCUUAUCCACCCCGAUCACCUAUAAGAGAACUGAUGGAACUCGAGCCAGGAAAAACUCGUUUCAGCAAGAUGGAGAGGAUAAUCGAAAGUGGAAAAGUGAGAGUGACAGUCGAUAUAGGAAACAAGAUGAAAUUCACGGGAAUGGGUAGAAAUUAUCGCAUUGCGAAGACAACGGCAGCUAAAAGAGCUUUGAAGUAA
Cylicostephanus goldi is the source of this 609-nucleotide messenger RNA. Lineage: Eukaryota; Metazoa; Nematoda; Chromadorea; Rhabditida; Strongylidae. The record is from the annotation of a GenBank genome assembly.